This is a messenger RNA of Cylicocyclus nassatus, 1198 nucleotides long. The record is from the annotation of a GenBank genome assembly. NCBI's taxonomy places the organism in Eukaryota, Metazoa, Nematoda, Chromadorea, Rhabditida, Strongylidae.
GUGGUUUUAGGCGUGAAAUAUGGUGCAGUGUGUAAAUGCGGAGGCGCGCAUUUAACUUUACGACUUGCUUUGGUUACGGUAACGAUUCGAUUUAGGUUUUACUUCUAUAAUCUUGUGUGCCCAUUGUAGUGUAGCCAGUGUUAUCGUGAACGUCCAAGAUUUGCUUUCUUUCUUUGCUGGAUAACUGUCUUGUAAAACUUGAACAAUGAGUUUGCGGUGCAAACUGCUCUAGUCAUAAUCCUCACUCUAUUGAGAACUCAGCCCGUCUCCAGCAGGUCUCGCUCUUCGUUACUACUUGAAAGAAGAUGAGUGCAAAUGAGCCUUCUUUGACAAUGAAGUUAACGCGCGAUCAGAUCAUGAAUACCUUUUUCGCUCCUCUGGAAGAACUCAAGCGAGAAGAGAACGAGCGACAGUGGUGUGAAUUGUCCGAGAUGAGACUAUUCCAGCUGAUCAUACGUUACAAACCAGUAGGUGUAAACAAGCAUUUUAUGCUUUCCUGCAUUGCAAAACACAUGUGCAAAUUGUACGAAAAUGAGGAAGCUUUUGAGUACUAUUUGAGUGAUGCAGACUUCGAGCUUGUGCGAUCACGUAAAGACUUGCCGGCUACGGCGAAGACCCUCAGCUUCGAGCCCAGAUACAAUACUAGGCCCACAACAAAGCAAGUUGAGGAUCGAUUGAGAAAAUAUUGGGAUAUGACUGUUAUAGAGUACAAUGAGGGCGUACCGGAUGGUUUUGAAGUGCAUAGCGAGUUUUUCCUGCCUGAUGGUCAGUUUUCUGAGCUCCUGAAAGAAAAGGAGGAGGCAAAUGCCGCAGCAAUGUCAACUUCAUCUUCAAAGAGGCGAUCUCGUCGUGGUGGCGGAUCGCCGGAUUCGGCCGAUCGUUAGCGCAAGUGUGAUUUUCAUUGACAGUAUAACCUGCAAUCAUUUGGACUCAUUUCAUUUUGAUACUCAUUUUCUCCCAUGAUCCAAGUUUUCAUACUGGAUUUUUUUUCUGAAGAAACUCCAUAUAUUCUCUCGUAGACAGUGCAGUUUUCUUCAAAUCUAGCUCCAUUUCAGUUAUUGUAAUUCGCUUGUUGUUGGGAAAUGUGUAUGGUUUCUUUUACAAUCGAAUCAUUUCAUAUAAUCAUGUGUGCACCCGCACACAUGUUCUGGCGUCCCCAUCCUGGAUUUGCAAUUCAAAACACAGGAGACUGACCAAA